AUGGCAGUCGAUGGAUAUCGUAUAACACUUGACAACGAUCUUGAUGAAUGGUCAGAUGUUGAAGCGGUUGAAGAAAUGAAUGAGAUUGGAGAAACGUCAACAAGACAAAAUUCAGGUAAACCAAUCAAGGUGGAUUUAGAAUAUCAGAAUGAGCUGAGGAAAGUUAUUCUUAGUAUACAAAAUGAUCUUAACAUACCUCAGGAUGAAAAGGCGAAGAAAGUUCAAGAUUUGAUGACAUUUCAUUGGCGGAAAAAUGAAAAAAAGUCAACAGAUAAUUUAAAUAUCGAUGAUGAAUUUAUCGAAGAUGACCUCAAACCAACAUAUACUACUAUUCAACCUGCCAACAAAGCUUGCAAUAAUUGCAAACAAGAAUUAGCUCGGUAUUACUGUGACAAAUGUAAAUUCUGGGAUGAUCACCAAGCUAGAGACAUUUAUCAUUGUGAUCAGUGCGGAAUUUGCCGCCAGGGGCGAAGUAAAGAUUUUUUCCAUUGCGAUCUAUGUGGUCAUAGUUUGCAUGAGGAGUGUUUCAUAGAAUACAGCAAAACUGCAUACCAAUGUCCAACAUGCUGCAAGUCUAUUGCAAACAUGGAAAUUUAUUUUCGGCGGAUCGAUGCUAUUGUUGCUCAACAAAAAAUGCCACCCGAAUAUGAGAAUUUCGUUGCACACAUAUUAUGCAAUGACUGUGAAAUACGUAGUACUGUCAGUUAUCACUUUUCAUAUCAUAAAUGCCCUGAAUGCCGAGGAUACAAUACCAAAGUCUUAGAAAUAAAGUCAGAACAACCAGAAAAUAAUCCACCCAAGAGUGAAGGGUCAAGCACUUCGACAACUAAUAGUGGAUCACCUAAUAAUUCACAAGUGCGACAGUCAAGAGUUAUGGAAGCUACUGCUAUGAUGCAACGUGAAGAAGGGCCAACUGAUGGGGGGAAUGUGACAGAGCAUCGGACAAGAAAUCCCUUGAAUUCAAUAGAAUCAAAUAAUGAUGCUUAG
Dentiscutata heterogama is the source of this 987-nucleotide messenger RNA. NCBI's taxonomy places the organism in Eukaryota, Fungi, Glomeromycota, Glomeromycetes, Diversisporales, Gigasporaceae. The record is from the annotation of a GenBank genome assembly.